AUGGCUGAGCGUUCUGUGAAGCCUGGGCAGGGGAAAGCUGCGGUUUUUAAAGUGGCUUUCAUGCUCCCAAAUAAAGACAAGUACAAGGGGGAGUGCAAAAGUACACCUGAGGGUGUGCUUAAGAGGAAUGGUCCUGGAGUCCACACCGGCGCCAACGGAACUAUGUACACGAGCAGCUGGAAAAAUGACAAGAUGAAUGGUACUGGAAGGCUAGAACAUCCUUCUGGGGCAGUUUACGAAGGUGAGUUCAAAGACAACGUGUUUCAUGGGGCUGGAACCUACACAUUUCCAAAUGGAGCAAAGCACAUUGGACUAUUCAAUGAGAACAAUGGCAUGUUGAAAUUUGCUACAGAGCUUCUACCUUUUACUGUCAUACUAAAUGACAGACGCAAAUUCUGCAUGAAGGCUAAACCUGCAAGUACUCAUCACUUCAGUGAGGGCAUUCAGCAGUAG
Molecule: messenger RNA, 453 nt
Organism: Charadrius vociferus (killdeer)
Lineage: Eukaryota; Metazoa; Chordata; Aves; Charadriiformes; Charadriidae
Gene: MORN2
Product: MORN repeat containing 2
Source: RefSeq, a predicted model, not a curated record